AAUCUAGAAAAUUAAACAGAAGCAUGGACUACUCAAAGCACAUUAGCAAAACUAGCAAGGCUAGAAACCCUUCAGCCAUUCGUGCUUUGAUGCCUUACAUGAAUUGUAAAUCAAUGAUCUCUCUUGGCGCUGGCCAACCUAACCCUGCAACUUUUCCAUUUGCAAGUAUGACUCUUACUCUCAAGACAGGCGAAAAGAUUGAAAUUGACGACGAAUUGUUUAGUAGAGCCUUAUCUUAUGAUUUGACGGCCGGCCAACCUCUUUUAAACGAAUGGCUUUGCGAACUUCAAAGAAUUGAACAUAAUCCUCCUGUAAAAUUUGAUCUUUCCAUCGGUGCAGGAAGUCAAGAUCUUUUGACAAAGGCACUUGAAAUGAUGAUCAAUGACGGUGAUUCAAUUCUUGUAGAAAAUCCUACCUACACUGGUGCCUUAUCUUUCCUUGAAAAUUUAAAUUGUGAUCUUGCUGAUAUCCCCACUGAUGAAUUUGGACUUGUUCCUGAAGCUUUAGACCGUAUGCUUGCUAACUGGCCUGAGAGUAACCCGAAUGGCAAGAAAGAUCAACCUCGUCCUCAUUGUCUCUACACAAUCCCUAGCGGUGGUAAUCCUACAGGUAUCAGUGCUACUUUGGAACGUAAGCAAGCUGUUUAUAAGAUCUGCUCCAAGUAUGAUAUUCUCAUCCUUGAAGAUGACCCUUAUUACUUCUUGCAGUAUACCAGAGAUCGUACUCCAUCUUACUUUUCCAUGGAUGUCGACGCUCGUGUUCUCCGCUGUGACAGUAUGAGUAAGAUCUUAUCUUCCGGUUUAAGAAUUGGUUGGGUUACUGGUCCUCACGCUCUUAUUGAACGUAUCAACAUGCAUACCAUGGUCACCAACUUGCAGCCUUCCGGUAUUCCUCAAGCUAUGACCUUUGGACUUUUAGAAAAGUGGGGACAUCAAGGAUUUUUGGACCACGUUGACCGUGUUGCUGAUUUCUAUCGUGAGAAACGCGAUGAAUUUGUUGAAUGUCUUAAUCAUCGUAUGAAGGGUCGCGCAGAAUGGGUUGUUCCUAAUGCUGGUAUGUUUGUCUGGCUUCGUUUGUUGGGUGGUAUCACAGACUCCUAUGAUUUGAUUAUGACAAAAGCACUUAAAGAAAAUGUCUUGGCUAUCCCAGGUUUGGCCUUUAUGCCUCAAGGUAACAUGAACAACUAUGUUCGUGUCUCUUUCAGCAAUGUAACAAAGACGAACAUGGAUGAAGCUCUCCGCAGAUUAGCUUCCGUCAUUGAUAAAGAAGCAGCUAUCAAUGGUGUCAAGAUUGAGGUUUAAAUCCAAUUUAUUUUAGCCUCUUACCUAAUAUUCCCCCCCUAUUUUCAUUAUAAGCAUAUAAUAGAUUGCAUGUAAUAAAUAUCUUCACUUUUUAAUUUUCAUCGUCAUUUAAAACCUUUGUCAAAUAUUCAAAUAAAGCAUCGUCCUAUCAAAGUUCCACAGUUCACUGCAUCAACUCGGGUAACCUGCUCACAUUAAC
Molecule: messenger RNA, 1500 nt
Organism: Mucor mucedo
Lineage: Eukaryota; Fungi; Mucoromycota; Mucoromycetes; Mucorales; Mucoraceae
Product: pyridoxal phosphate-dependent transferase
Exons: 5
Coding region: 24-1301 (425 amino acids)
Biological process (GO): biosynthetic process
Molecular function (GO): transaminase activity; pyridoxal phosphate binding
Source: RefSeq, a predicted model, not a curated record